AUGGCCUUUCAGCUCUUUGAUUCUCAGCUCGGUGAGUACAGCCUGCCUUCUGUGCUACUUGAAAGACUGACCCAUCCGGAAGCAGAACCUUCGUAUCACCGGCCUGCGAAAACCGCACGAGAGACACAUACUCUACCGAACUCUCAAAGCUCUUCUUUCAAUGACUCGUCGGCGAGUCAGCAUUCCAACACCAAUUUUCACUCAGCAUCGAACCAAAAUCCAGCUAGCAAUUACUCUACCUUGAUUGAAGCUGCUACACCCGCAACAUCAGUCUCGAACGCCUCCACUCAAGACUACAAUUUGGAGUACGACGAGUCUCCAUACGCUACAAGUCAGCCGAAAAACACCAUGACAACCAUUCCGACACCGCAAACAGUUCAACAAGUACAUGCAGCAGUUCACCCAGGGCAGUCCAGUCAAAUGCAUACUAGUGCACCCAAGCGCAUGGCCAAUGGUGACAUCAAGUAUUCGCCUGGCAGCGUGUCGACGAGCCCGACCCAGGUCGGUCAUAGCGCGCAUUCUCGAAGUAGUAGUACGCAUUCUAGAAAUGAAGAAAUCAAUGAGAAUUUCCGAGCUCGAAGAAAUGGCACCACACAAGACAAUCGCUGUAUCGGCUCAACGUGGAAUGUCGAAAGCGUCAGUCAGCUCACCACACAAUCACCCACAGUCUUCCCGAUCGCCAUCUCUUACUGCACGAACAACAAAUCACACAAAACCUCAGAAACUCCCGAUGUCGGCAUCUUCAAACCAAAGGAACCCCAAAACGACUGGAAUGAGUCCGCCAAAUGCUACUACAUCCCUGCAACAGCCCGUCACAUACGAGUCUUUCUGGCGCGAACACGGGCAGACCAGUAG
Messenger RNA from Bacidia gigantensis, 855 nucleotides. RefSeq lists its product as uncharacterized. The coding region runs from base 1 to 855 and encodes 284 amino acids. The record is from RefSeq and is a predicted model, not a curated record. The transcript is spliced from 2 exons. Lineage: Eukaryota; Fungi; Ascomycota; Lecanoromycetes; Lecanorales; Ramalinaceae.